Molecule: messenger RNA, 2999 nt
Organism: Temnothorax curvispinosus
Lineage: Eukaryota; Metazoa; Arthropoda; Insecta; Hymenoptera; Formicidae
Gene: Mgat4a
Product: alpha-1,3-mannosyl-glycoprotein 4-beta-N-acetylglucosaminyltransferase B
Exons: 10
Coding region: 538-2145 (535 amino acids)
Biological process (GO): protein N-linked glycosylation
Cellular component (GO): endoplasmic reticulum-Golgi intermediate compartment; endoplasmic reticulum; Golgi stack
Molecular function (GO): acetylglucosaminyltransferase activity
Source: RefSeq, a predicted model, not a curated record
CCUAAACGUAAUUUUCAUAUUCAUUUUGAUUUUCCUGCCUUCCCAUUUCAGAUCCUCGAGUCUUUCCAGCUUUCCUUCGAAAGAAAAAGAAAAAUGCCGGGACGAUCUUUCAAUCGGAAUUAAUGCCCCUUUUAUCUUUUGUCAAUACUGUUCCUUUGAUACUUCGAAGCACCCAGUAUAUUAUAUAUACGGUAGGUUCGAGAGACGGGAUAUUGGAUAAUGUCCGAGCGGGGAGGUUAUGUUGGAGACAGGUGCGCGACGGGCGUUUCUUCUCCGUAGGGAGGAAUCCGGAGAACGAAGUGUUAACGAAGUAACGUACAUCGCGUAACGUGUACUCCUAAGAUCCUCGAUCGAGACGAGGAAAACGAUCACGAGCGAUUCCAGCAACGGACGACGACGAGGCAAUGUCGUCGCGACGCACAUUCGUCAACUGCGACCUCGAGGAAGGCUAAAUGUCAGCAAUUACAUAAUACUUAUUUUGGCUUCCCGAAGCCAAUGGAUGCAAUCAUGUAGAGUCUAGAAGUAGAAAAGGGAAAGAUGACGCCUCAUUUUACAACGCUGACUCCAGUGCGAAAGCGAUGUCUAAUCGUGCUGUUGCUAGUCUUGGUUCCGUGCGCGAUCUUGAAUCUGCUGACGCCGUCGGACAUGCGCGAUGAAGCCAUACUGCAGAACAGCAUCGCCGAACUGCAGGCCAAACUGGAGCAUUUGCAUGCCAAAUACAUUGGCAGUCAGGAAGAAAUAAACUUGUUGUCGCAUCAGUUGCUACAGCUGAUUGAGAGCAAUCACAUUCUGCCUGAUCUGCAGCUGCUCAUCAACAACGGCACCUCCAAUGUCACCAACAUCAAGCUGCCUUCGAUCUACAAUUUUCUACCGCAUUUCCUUAAUGAUCCGAAUAGCCUGCGUCCGGCGUUUGUGCAAAGCAAAGGUAGAUCGGGAGUAAGCAUGGUGCUGGGAGUACCGACGGUGAAACGUGAGGUUCAGUCUUAUCUUAUGGCGACUUUGAAAAAUCUGCUGGAUCGUAUGAACACUGCAGAAAUCGCUGACACCCUGAUUAUCGUUUUAGUGGCUGAAACAGACACCGAUUAUGUGACAUAUGUUGCGAAGCAAAUUGAAGUUCAAUUUCCAAAUGAAUGCGAAGCUGGAGUGAUUGACGUGAUAUCACCAUCAUCAUCAUACUACCCAGAUUUAUCAAAAUUGCGCGACACUCUUGGUGACGAUCAUCAACGUGUCGUUUGGCGGUCCAAGCAGAAUUUAGAUUUUGCUUUUCUUAUGUCUUACGCCCAGACUAAGGGCACGUUCUAUAUACAAUUAGAAGAUGAUAUUUUAGCCAAGAAGAAUUUUAUAACUACUAUGAAAUCGUUCGCAUUACAGAAAAUUGGCACAAAGGAGAAUUGGUUUGUCCUCGAUUUCUGUCAGCUCGGUUUUAUUGGAAAACUAUUCAAAUGCGUGGAACUUCCCUGGCUGAUUCAAUUCUUUUUAAUGUUCCACAAUGACAAGCCCGUUGAUUGGCUAUUGGACCAUUUGAUAUCGACAAAAGUCUGCAGUCUUGAUAAGGACAGUAAACAUUGCAAAAUGGCUAAAGCAGAGUUGUGGGUGCAUUAUAAACCUUCUCUCUUUCAACACAUAGGGACGCAUUCCUCCUUGAAGGGAAAAGUGCAGAAACUCAAGGACAAACAAUUUGGCAAGAUAACGCUAUUUUACGCUCACGAGAAUCCUGAGGCAACUGUGGAGACUCAAAUCAAGCCUUACAAACAGUACACACUACAAAAAGCAUACAAAGGCGAGUCGUUCUUUUGGGGCUUGCUACCUCAACCGGGAGACCAUCUAAAGUUUAAAUUUUCACGUCCUAUUUUUAUAAAGAAGUACUUAUUCAGGAGUGGAAAUCCUGAACACCCGUCUGAUAGAUUUUACAAUACGACGGUAGAAGUAUUGUCCGAGAUGUCUCCGUUGUUGGAUAGAAACAGCAACGAUGUGACGGAGGAUGGUUAUAUUAUUAUAGGUAAGUUUGAUGUACUUGGUGUCGCCGAAGGGACCGUGGAUCGAAAACUGGGCAAGGUGUCGGUGCUUCGUUUAACUAUACACAGUGAAAGCGAAAACUGGGCCAUUCUGUCCGAGAUUCACAUAAUAGAGGAUCAGCCAAGCUGACUAAAAAACGGAGAUUCUCGAAUGCUCUUUCGGUACCGCCUGCACGGUUAGCAUAAGCGACUGAUUUUACAAAUAUUUAUUAAUUUAUAUAUAUUUUUUAUUUUGCUGUCAUGUUAUUAUGUUGAGUGGAUCAGUUGUUAAUUCAAUGCCGUCCAUUACGAAGAGAUAAAUAUGUUUUAACGAAUAUGUUUAUAUAAUUGAAGCCAGCCUUUAGGUCGGUCGAGCAUUUUGUAUAGUUUUUUUUCCCCAGUAUUUUUUGACGUUAAAGCGCAAAAAUUAGGUGAUAAUGUAAUGGAUUUACCUCUGCUAUUUUGUGAAUUAUAUUCGGUUUACAAGUAAUGGCAUAUUGUUGAGCCUGGAACUAUAUAGCGGUUUUUUUUUCUCUCUGUAAGAUCGUGUUUAAUUUGGGAAAUUAACUGAACUGUACCUGUUGUCUGCGUGUAUUCGCUCUCGAUGUUCGCUACUAAUUCACUCGCGUGUAAAUCCUUUCGCAUGCAACUUUAUGGUUCACAUUGAGAUAAAAAAGAGAAAAACCCUUCAAUUCGUAUUGCUAUAAUUGUCAAACAUGCGACGCGAUGAUGUCGACUCAUCAUGGUUGUUCGACAAACAAACGGUGAUAUGAAGACUAUAUUCUUCUAAUGUACGAACAAUUAUUUAUUUCGCGUAGCUUUAUAUAUGUAUAUAUAUAUAUAUACUGUCUGUCUGUAUGCUCCUAUACAUAUAUCAAUAAUAAUAAAAAUAUAUUUUUGUGACAAACAUUGUAUAUCAAAGUCGACGAUACAUUAUAUAUUUUAUCUUGCAGUCUGUAUACAAUGAAAUUUAUUAACUGGGAAUAUAAAAAAAGAAUAAUCCUA